AUGCUCUUUUAUUCCUUUUUCAAGACACUGGUGAAUGAACAAGUGACUGUUGAGUUGAAGAAUGAUCUUGUGAUCACAGGAACUCUCAAGUCUGUCGAUCAGUUCUUGAACAUCAAACUCGAUGACAUUCAGGUUAUUGAUGAAGACAGAUAUCCCCAUAUGAUUUCUGUGAAGAACUGCUUUAUUCGUGGGUCGGUCGUACGGUACGUACAGCUUCCCCAGCAAGCCGUCGACACUGCUCUUUUGCAGGAUGCUGCUCGUCGCGAGGCUGCUCAGCCUUCUUCAGCUCAGCAGGCCAAUGUACGAGUCAAAUAA
Messenger RNA from Phycomyces blakesleeanus NRRL 1555(-), 315 nucleotides. RefSeq lists its product as hypothetical. Lineage: Eukaryota; Fungi; Mucoromycota; Mucoromycetes; Mucorales; Phycomycetaceae. Gene Ontology annotation, biological process: mRNA splicing, via spliceosome. The record is from RefSeq and is a predicted model, not a curated record. Bases 1 to 315 code for a protein of 104 amino acids. Gene Ontology annotation, molecular function: RNA binding. Gene Ontology annotation, cellular component: U6 snRNP; Lsm1-7-Pat1 complex; P-body. The transcript has 3 exons.